CUGUAUUCAUGGUCCCCAUCUUUGCACUUCGAUGAAGACAGACUCUCCCCUCCACAAAGGAAGAUGAAGGGCUUAUCCGGCGGCCGCGGGCAGCACCACCUCCCAGCCGCGCACACCUGCAGCCUGGCGGAGUGCGAGCACUCCCACGAUCACCUGCACCAUGACAGCCGCCACUCCUACCUGCUCAGCCCCACAGACAGCUGCCCCAUGGACUACCACCACCGCUACUCCCCCCGUAGCUCCAUCCACUCCGACUGCAUGAUGAUGCCGGUGGCGUUGCCGGGCAGCGGCACCCCCGCAGACCACGUGUCCAGCAGCACCUUUCCCAGAAUGCACUACAGCUCGCAGUACUACGACACGGCCACGCGGGACGACUGCGCCGCUGCUGCCGCGGCCGCCGCCCCCCCCUCCGCCGCCCCCCCCUCCUCCCACCACGCCACCGCUGGCUCCAAGAGCAACCGCAUCCCCGCCAACCUGCUGGAGCAGUUUGAGAAGCAGCUGCCGCUGCACCGGGACGGCUUCCACACGCUGCAGUACCAGCGCGCCUCGGCCGCCACCAGCUCCGCCACCGAGCAGCGCAGCGAGAGCCCCGGCCGCAUACGCCACCUCGUCCACUCCGUGCAGAAGCUCUUCACCAAGUCGCACUCGCUGGAGGGCUCGUCCAAGAUGAACGGCACCAAGGGGGAGGGGGGCGGGGGCGGGGGGGGCCAUCACCACGGCCACGGCCACCACUCCAAGCACGGCAGCAAGAGGAGCAAGAGCAAGGAGCGCAAGCACCGCUCGGGCGUGGGGGGGUGGUGGAGCUCCGACGACAACCUGGACAGCGACAGCACGUACCGCACGCCCAGCGUCAUGAGCCGGCACCACCCCGAGCACGCCGGCCACUGCUACCCCGACCUGCAGGGCCACCACUUCGGCGACCUCACCCUCAAAACCUCCAAGAGCAACAACGACGUGAAGUGCUCGGCCUGCGAGAGCCUGGCCGUGGCCCCCGAGGGCAAGUUCAUGAAGAGGAGCUCCUGGUCCACCCUCACCGUCAGCCAGGCCAAGGAGGCCUACCGCAAGUCCUCCCUCAACCUGGAGAAGCCCAUGAUCCACCAGGACCUGAAGCCAUCCCUGAGACCCUGUCACUACCUGCAGGUUCCUCAGGAUGAGUGGGGGGGUUACCCGGGGAUCGACCGGGACGAGGAGAUCCCCUGCAGGAGAAUGCGAAGCAGCAGCUACGUCAAAGCCAUGGGGGACGACGAGAGCGGGGAGUCCGACACCAGCCCGAAAACCUCGCCCCAGAAAGCCGUGCGGCCAGACGCCCUCGCCCUGAAGUCUGUCAUGCAGAGGCCCCAUAUAGACCACCCGAGUCAGACCUACCAUUUGCAAACCACCAGAGACAUGCGGCCCCACCCCAGCGUCACCCUGGACCCUGCGACCACCUAUAACCCCCCUCAGUUUCGCUCCCGAAACCAGAGCUACAUGCGUGCGGUCAGCACCCUCAGUCAGGCAAGCUGCGUCAGUCAGGUGAGUGAGACUGAGAUCAAUGGCCAGUUUGAAUCAGUAUGCGAGUCCGUUUUUAGUGAAGUAGAAUCCCAGGCUAUGGAUGCCUUGGACCUGCCUGGCUGUUUCCGCACUCGGAGCCACAGUUACCUGCGGGCUAUACAGGCUGGGUAUUCCCAAGAUGACGACUGCAUACCUUCAAUGACAUCCUCCACUGUCACUUCAACUCUCAGAUCCACAACAGGAAUCCAGUUCCGCCUUCCCGCUGCCUGUGGCGCAGACCGGACUCAGCAGCAGCCUCCAGCUGUGACGUACACGCCCGGUUAUAAGAAGACCCCGCCCCCCGUCCCGCCCCGCACCGCCUCCAAGCCGCUGAUCUCGGUGACAGCACAGAGCAGCACAGAGUCGACGCAGGACGCGUACCACGAGGGGCGGCAUCCGCGGGGGGGCCUGCUGUGGGCGCAGGACGGGCUGGGCCGUGCCCUCUACAACUCCACCGACAGCCUAGACAGUGCCAAGGCCGUGAGCCUUGCCAUGGAGUCUGCGGCAGCCAGGCGGCACGCCUCCACCGGCAGCCACAGCUCCGUGCAGACCUGCGACAAGGCCGUGCUGGUGUCCAAGGCCGAGGAGUACCUGAAGACUCCCCGCUCCUCCAUCGGGAUACAGGUGGAAACGGCGACGGACUCGGAGUCGGAAAGUAAAGGGCUGAGGGAGUACCACUCUGUGGGAAUCCAAGUGGAGGAUGAGAAGAGGCACGGCAGGUUUAAGCGCUCCAACAGCGUGACGACGGCGGUGCAGGCAGACAUGGAGCUGGAGGGCUUCCCCGUCAUGGAGGACAAGGGGCUGCAGUUCGGCGGCUCGUUCCAGCGGCACUCGGAGCCGAGCACGCCCACGCAGUACGGCGCGGUGCGCACAGUGCGUACGCAGGGCCUCUUCAGCUACCGCGAGGACUACAGGGUGGCGAGCGGGCCGCCCAGCCCGCAGCCCGAGCCCUGGCUGGUGGAGCCGGCCCACGAGGCGGCCGAGUCGGGCCGCGUCUCUCCCCUGCGCCGCGACGGCAGCUGGUUCAUGCAGCUGCUGCACAACGAGACCAAGAGGAUGGAGGGCUGGUGCAAGGAGAUGGAGCGCGAGGCCGAGGAGCACGACCUCUCCGAGGACAUCCUAGGAAAGAUCCGGAGUGCUGUGGGCAGCGCACAGCUCCUCAUGUCACAGAAAUUCCAGCAGUUCUACUGGCUGUGUCAGCAGAACCUGGACCCCAGCGCCAUGCCCCGGCCCACCUCCCAGGACCUGGCCGGCUUCUGGGACCUGCUGCAGCUGUCCAUCGAUGACGUCACAGCCAAGUUCGACGAGCUGCAGCAGAUCAAGAGCAACGACUGGAGGCCGGUGGAGAGUCCGGAGAAGAAGGAGAGGAAGUGGCCGCCGCCGGUGGUGAGGAGACCUCCUCGGGGGAGGGGCGGGGUGAUGCGGGAGCGCUCGCUGGAUCUGCAGGACCGUCAGCGGCAGGAGGCACGACGGCGGCUCAUGGCGGCCAAGCGGGCGGCAUCCUUCCGGCAGAACUCAGCGACGGAGCGGGCAGACAGCAUCGAGAUCUACAUCCCCGAGGCGCAGACACGGCUCUGAGAGUGGGGACACGGCCGCACCUCCUCCUGCUCCUCCCGCUCCUCCACGUCAGCACUCUUUUUCUCACAUGGCAUUUUUUGUCCUUCCUUCAUGCGGUCCGUUUUGUGUUCAUCCAACUCCAGCACAGUGAGGCCAUCAAACCCCCCCGCCAGGAAAAAGUGCUCCCCCUUUCACCCCUGGUUAAACUUCCCGGCCCCGGAAGGAGAAUCUGUAUCAGUACAACACAGGGAAUGAUCCUCCUCACCUCGGGAGCAAGCGCUCAUGUGUAAGGAAGGCCUGGCGGUGAACUGAUUUCAGGCUGGAAGUGCAACAGCAUCCCAGUGGCUACAGAAAGGCCAUUACAGAGAAACCCAGAGGGGCUUAUUCCUAGGAGAUCACAAAGUGCAACUUUCCUGAGAAUCUCACCAGCAGCAGUGGCCUCAGAUUAAUCUGCAUAGGGACUGGCUCUCUGUAUGAGGCCAGCUCGGUUGCACAGAGGGGAUGCCUCCAUCUCCAGGUUUUGAAAUCAGUUCCGUCUGGAAACUCAUCCAGGCUUCAGGCCUUGAGC
Molecule: messenger RNA, 3655 nt
Organism: Megalops cyprinoides (Indo-Pacific tarpon)
Lineage: Eukaryota; Metazoa; Chordata; Actinopteri; Elopiformes; Megalopidae
Product: disks large-associated protein 2-like
Exons: 11
Coding region: 64-3108 (1014 amino acids)
Biological process (GO): signaling
Cellular component (GO): glutamatergic synapse; postsynaptic specialization
Molecular function (GO): molecular adaptor activity
Source: RefSeq, a predicted model, not a curated record